Molecule: messenger RNA, 609 nt
Organism: Symbiodinium sp. CCMP2592
Lineage: Eukaryota; Dinophyceae; Suessiales; Symbiodiniaceae
Source: the annotation of a GenBank genome assembly
AUGGGUCAGACGGCAACGCAGUCAUCCGUGUUCGCCAGCUCCGAUGCUUCAGGCCCAGCUGCUGGCCCAGGCAUGCCGCCUGGAGUAAGGCUGGAGGACUCCGAGGUUAAGAAUAUCUGUUUCGUGGAGAAGGCGAUUCUCGCUUGUCCUCUGCCUCAGAAGGCCUGGAUUGAACUCGGUCGCUGGAAUCCCAUUUCCUUGGCACUGCUGGCGCCGGCAUGGUCCUACCAAAUCGCAGGCACGGCAGACCAUUGGUGGUUCGUUGCCAGGAGUGCUGACAACAUGUACUACUAUGCCGCUCAGUUCUGUGUGGACCAGACCGGGAAGAAUCAUAUUACAGGCCUGGCGUACCUUGGAAUGUGGGCAGCCAUUGCUUGUGGCCUUCAGUAUCCGGAGGCAAAAUGGUGGUUCGCUCGUGACUGGGCACCCUGCGAGCAUCCUCGAAAAAAGCGAGAUCUUGACAGGCUACUGCAGAGAAAUCCAUCGGCAUCACAUCCGUACUCGUGGAUGGACAACAAUUGCCAGCACUUUGCCAUGAACCUUUAUGACUGCGGCACAUCGAAUGGACGAACAAACAUGCCACGGCAGCCUCGAUCCUCAGGACAUUGA